UUCAAUUCGCCUCACUCCCCGCAGUCCCCACUCGCCACUCCCCCCAAAGCUCCUCGCCUCCUCUCUCUCUCUCUCUCUCUCUCUCUCUCUCGCCCCGCCAUGGCCUCUCCCUCCACCGCCUCCUCCUAGCUCCCGUCCCAACCCCUCCCAGAUCCCGAACGCAGCGCGCCAACCCCCGGCGCAGGCACAACAUGGGAGGGUGCCACGCGAAGCCGCUCACCCACGAGGCCGACAGCUCGCCGCCGCGCGCCGCGCCGGCGACCCCGCCCCCGGGCUGCGCCACCCCGGCCACCCCGGGGAAGAAGCAUUGGGCGGUGUCCCCCUUCUUCCCGUUCUCCACGCCGAGCCCGAGCCCCGCGCACCGCCUCUUCGGCGGCUCCGCGGCGUCCCCGCGCAAGUCCUCCCCCGCGCACCCCGGCGCGGGCGCCGGCUCCGCGCCCACCACCCCGGCGAGGCGCCUGCUGCGGCUGCCUUUCCCGCCGCCGUCGCCCGCCAAGCACAUCAGGGCGGCGCUCGCGCGGCGGCACGGCCCGCCGCGGCCCUCCAUCCCCGAGGAAGGCGGCGGCGAGGGGGAGGGCGGCGGCGGCGGCAGGGGGCUCGACAAGGGGUUUGGGUUCAACAAGGGGUUCGCGGCCAAGUACGACAUGGGGGAUGAGGUCGGACGGGGACACUUCGGCUACACGUGCGCUGCCACGGUUAAGAAGGGCGCGCGCAAGGGGGAGUCCGUCGCCGUCAAGGUCAUCCCCAAAGCAAAGAUGACAACAUCCAUUGCUAUAGAGGAUGUCCGAAGGGAGGUUAAAAUUUUGAAAGCUUUGGCAGGAAACAAGAACUUGGUCCAAUUUUAUGAUGCCUAUGAGGACACCGAGAAUGUGUAUAUAGUAAUGGAGUUGUGCGAGGGUGGAGAGCUACUCGAUAGAAUACUUUCCAGAGGUGGGAAGUACUCCGAGGAUGAUGCAAAAGCUGUCCUGGUGCAAAUAUUAAAUGUUGUGGCUUUUUGCCACAUUCAAGGAGUGGUUCAUCGGGAUCUCAAACCAGAGAACUUUCUUUUCACUUCGAAAGAUGAGAAUUCCCAUCUCAAGGCUAUUGACUUUGGCUUAUCAGAUUUUGUAAAACCAGAUGAGAGGCUAAAUGACAUUGUUGGAAGUGCUUAUUAUGUUGCUCCAGAAGUUCUGCAUAGAUGCUAUAGCACAGAAGCUGAUGUAUGGAGUAUAGGUGUAAUUGCAUAUAUCCUUCUUUGCGGCAGUCGUCCAUUUUGGGCGCGCACUGAAUCUGGCAUAUUCCGUUCUGUUCUCAAAGCUGACCCCAGCUACAAUGAGGCACCAUGGCCUUCUCUAACUCCAGAAGCAAUGGAUUUUGUUAAGCGGUUGCUCUGCAAGGAUCCACGUAGAAGGAUGACUGCAGCUCAAGCUUUAAGUCAUCCGUGGAUCAGAAAUUACAAUGACAUUAAGCUGCCAUUGGACAUCCUUAUAUUCCGACUUAUCAAAGCUUAUAUCCGUUCCUCAUCUUUACGGAAAGCUGCUCUGAGGUCUCUAUCAAAAACUUUAACUGUUGAUGAGCUUUUCUAUCUGAAGGCGCAGUUUUCUUUAUUGGAACCAGAUAGAAAUGGAUGCAUCACCCUUGACAAUAUCAGAAUGGCCUUAACAAGAGAAGCUACCGAUGCGAUGAAGGAAUCACGAGUUCAGGAGAUUCUUGUUUCGUUGAGCGCCCUUCAGUACAGAAGAAUGGACUUUCAGGAGUUCUGUGCAGCAGCAGUUAGUGUGCACCAGCUCGAAGCAUUGGAUAGAUGGGAGCAACAUGCGCGAUCCGCAUAUGAACAUUUUGAGAAGGAUGGCAACCGUGCUAUUGUAAUUGAUGAACUCGCUUCUGAAUUGGGCCUCAGCCCUUCGGUGCCGCUGCAUGUUGUUCUGCAAGAUUGGAUCAGGCAUACGGAUGGGAAAUUGAGCUUUCUUGGAUUUGUCAAGUUAUUGCAUGGCAUGUCCAGCAGGUCCCUGUCAAAGAUGAGAUAGCUGUUGAUAAUCUCUAACGACAGCACAAGUUCACACCACCCUAGCCCUUGCCGACUUGGUUCGCAGGCAAAUUAACAGGGCUACAGAACCGUCGACUGGAGCUUGCAUAGUUGCAUAUCGAGGGCGUCUGAGUUCUAGCAGCACCUGGUCUGUCACUAAUUUGAGUAUAGAGUUGCGUUUGUCGUCGUCUGCCUACUGAUCAUUUAGUCAAUAGGAAAAAGGAAAAAUCUCACCCAUGUCUGCAACAUGUGAUGUUUCUAACAGUCGUAGAAUAGGCAUGUUCUGUCGUUGUGAUUUUGGGAACAACUUUGUAAUGCUUGUUCCUGGAACUGGAGCAAGUUAGCUGCGGUCACCAGGUUGGUGUUUGGAGCGUGGACAUAUAUUCACUUACUGGCAUUGUCAUGGUGUCAUUGUACUGACAAAUGAAAGUGAGUGAUCGUUAUGUUGUUCAUCAGGUUCUCCUUCGUGUAUAUAUUGAUGAGAUGAAGAUGUGCCGUUUUUUUAA
Molecule: messenger RNA, 2511 nt
Organism: Setaria italica (foxtail millet)
Lineage: Eukaryota; Viridiplantae; Streptophyta; Magnoliopsida; Poales; Poaceae
Product: CDPK-related kinase 5
Exons: 11
Coding region: 192-2006 (604 amino acids)
Biological process (GO): intracellular signal transduction; peptidyl-serine phosphorylation; protein autophosphorylation
Cellular component (GO): nucleus; cytoplasm
Molecular function (GO): calmodulin binding; calcium/calmodulin-dependent protein kinase activity; ATP binding
Source: RefSeq, a predicted model, not a curated record